Messenger RNA from Dovyalis caffra, 1734 nucleotides. NCBI's taxonomy places the organism in Eukaryota, Viridiplantae, Streptophyta, Magnoliopsida, Malpighiales, Salicaceae. The record is from the annotation of a GenBank genome assembly.
AUGGCAAUCCCUCCGAGAUUAAUAGCAUCAGCACCAUCUUGCACGACAACAUCAACCAACAACAGUAGCAUUAGCAUUGAAGAGGGUCUUGCUAGUAAAUUCUGGAUCAAGUUUAGAAGAGAAUCUGUUUUUGCUAUGUACACCCCUCUUGUCAUCUGUUUGGCUUCUGGCACUCUCAAGAUUGAUUCUUUUAGGCAUUACAUCUCUCAAGAUGCUCACUUUCUCAAAUCUUUUGCUCAGGCGUAUGAAUUGGCAGAAGAGUGUGCUGAUGAUGAUGAAGCAAAGCUAGCAAUCUCCGAGUUGAGGAAGGGUGUCUUAGAGGAGCUAAAGAUGCACAAUUCAUUUAUACAGGAAUGGGGUAUAGACCCAGGUAAAGAGAGGACAAUCAAUUCUGCAACUGUUAAAUACACAGAUUUCUUGUUGGCUACAGCCUCUGGGAAGGUUGAAGGACUGAAAGGUCCUGGUAAACUUGCAACUCCUUUCGAACGAACAAAAGUUGCUGCCUAUACUCUCGGUGCCAUGACACCUUGCAUGCGGCUGUAUUCCUUUCUAGGCAAGGAACUCCAGGCACUUCUAGAUCCGGAGGAUGAUGGGCACCCUUACAAGAAGUGGAUUGACAAUUAUUCAUCUGAGAGUUUUCAGGCAUCAGCUCUGCAAACUGAAGACUUGCUGGAUAAACUUAGUGUCUCCUUGACAGGCGAGGAGCUUGACGUCAUUCAAAAGCUUUAUCACCAAGCCAUGAAACUUGAAAUAGAUUUCUUCCUUGGACAACAACUUGCUCAGCCAACUGUAGCUCCCCUGACAAAAGGGCAUAACCCUGGAGAAGACCGGCUUGUCAUAUUUUCUGAUUUUGAUUUGACAUGCACUGUCGUUGACUCCUCUGCCAUUUUGGCUGAGAUUGCAAUAGUAACAGCACCAAAAUCUGAUGUGGUUCAACCUGAGACUCAAAUUGCUCGGAUGUCAUCAGCUGAUCUGAGGAACACCUGGGAUCUUCUUUCUGGACAGUACACUGAAGAGUACGAGCAAUGUAUUGAAAGCAUUAUGCCAUCUGAAAAAGUAGAGUUCAACUAUGAAGCUCUUUGUAAAGCACUUGAACAACUUUCAGACUUUGAGCGAAGGGCAAAUUUUAGAGUGAUUGAGUCUGGAGUUCUUAAGGGUUUGAAUCUUGAAGACGUAAAACGAGCGGGUGAACGUUUGAUUCUUCAGGAUGGUUGCAUUUGUUUCUUCCGGAAAAUUGCGAAGAAUGAAAAUUUCAACACUAAAGUCCAUGUGCUCUCAUAUUGCUGGUGUGGUGAUCUCAUCAGAUCAGCUUUUUCUUCAGGGGGUUUGGAUGUUCUAAAUAUACAUGCAAAUGAGUUAAUUUUCAACGAAUCAAUCUCCACAGGGGAGAUUGUUAACAAGGUGGAAUCUCCCAUGGACAAAGCUAAAGCUUUCAAUGAUAUUUUAAAGAAUUACAGCAGUGACAGAAAGAACUUGACUCUUUACAUUGGAGAUUCAGUUGGUGACUUGCUUUGUCUACUUCAGGCAGAUAUUGGUAUUGUAGUUGGAUCUAGUGCAAGCUUAAGGAGAGUGGGAAGUCACUUUGGUGUUUCUUUUGUUCCGCUGUUCCCUGGCUUGGUGAGAAAACAGAAAGAAUGUGGCGGAGAAAGCUCUCCUAACUGGAAAGGGCUGUCGGGCAUACUAUAUACGGUCUCUGGCUGGGCUGAAAUACAUGCCUUCAUUUUGGGGUGGUAG